Molecule: messenger RNA, 750 nt
Organism: Durusdinium trenchii
Lineage: Eukaryota; Dinophyceae; Suessiales; Symbiodiniaceae
Source: the annotation of a GenBank genome assembly
AUGGAGGUGCCGCGGCGCCGCACUACACCGCAAGCAUCAGCAGCUUUAGCAGCGCAGUUGCCACAGGCACAAAUGAUGGCAAAGCGCAAGCGAGUAUGUAGAUGCCUUCUUCACAUCAUUUUGAAGCGACGUAAGUCUUGCAGUUUCAAAACAUGCCCUGCCAGAAGCCGCAUGGACUGGACUUGCAAACAGUUCCCAGUUUGGGAGAUUGCCCUUGAUCACUGGCAGGUCGAUCUUUCCUUUAUGGAUACACCCAUGCUGGAGAUGCCGGAUGCGGAGUUGCGUGUCACAUUCUUUUUUGCAGCUUUGGAGGAAUGGCUGGAAAGUCGCUUCAUGCGACUUGCUGACAUAGUGGCUCAACGCCUACCUUGGAGCUUGGAAGAGCUCGAGGAGACCUCAGGUGAGAAGGCGCAGCGCUUCCCGGAGAAGAAAGCCCGCCGCUCUGCCAUUGCGCCCAAGGACGAGGCAUCAGCUCCAACAUCACCAUCAGGUGAGCGGAGAGUGCUGGCACGGCAAGAAACACGGAAGGACCUCAAAGGCAAAGAUGAUGAGAGGAAUCCAAAGAGCCGCGAGGCCGAGAAAAAGGAGAAGAACAUGAAGAGUCGUGAGGAUGAAAGGAAGGAGAAAAGAGAGCGGGAGGUUAAGGAGCGUGGCGAUCUCCGUGAGCGCAAACUGCAGUUAGCGCCAUGGCUCACGCUGAGCACUUUGGUUGCAUCGGGAUUGCUUCGCCCCCGGGCCAAGGGAAUUUGA